Messenger RNA from Teleopsis dalmanni, 1989 nucleotides. RefSeq lists its product as uncharacterized. The transcript has 4 exons. NCBI's taxonomy places the organism in Eukaryota, Metazoa, Arthropoda, Insecta, Diptera, Diopsidae. Bases 1 to 1989 code for a protein of 662 amino acids. The record is from RefSeq and is a predicted model, not a curated record.
AUGUUGCUUGCAGCAGAAUUUUAUCCUCAACUCCUAAGUCCUGGUCAAAUACAACUUUCAAGAGAACUACCAAUUCUACAGAACACUGUGCUCGGAUGGAUCGUAUCUGAAAAAAUCCAAAAUGCUAACACAAUGAUUGCAACAUGUGGAAUAGCAUCAGAAGAUAGUUUAGAAAAUGCAAUAGAACAACUCUGGAAGAUUCGCUUUGGGAGAUUCGAAAGACAUUGCUAUAAUAGAUUUCUAGCACUAGAGCGUAGACUUUCAAAGGAUAGUCACCUCAAACGACAAUACGUAGAGUUUUUAGAUGAAUAUGAAAAAUUGGGACAUAUGAUCGAAAUAGAUAUUGAAAGGAUUAUGUCACCACAUUACUUUAUACCACACCAUUGUGUGCUUAAACCCGACAGUACCACCACCAAGUUACGUGUGGUAUUUGAUGCAUCAUCCAAAACAACAUCAGGGCAAUCUCUCAAUGAUUUACUAUACAUCGGACCACCUGUUCAAAGUGAAUUACUGUCUAUUUUAUUACGAUUCCGUCUUCCUCGUUAUGUGUUUACAACAGACAUUGAAAAGAUGUACCGACAAAUACUUGUACAUCCAGAAGACAGACAAUGUCAGCUUAUCGUUUGGAGAAAUGAACCAAGAAUUCCACACGAUGACCUAGAAGUCAAUUUAGAUUUAGAAAAUAAUAACGAUACAACAAAAACUCUUGGAUUAUCUUGGUGUCCAAAAUCUGAUAGUUUAUGCGUCAAGGUUAAAUUGGAACCUGUUUGCAGCACGACGAAGCGCAGUGCAACCUCAGAUUUAGCAUGGCUAUUUGAUCCACUAGGACUUUUGUCACCAGUUGUGGUGAUGGCAAAGAUCUUUAUUCAAGAAUUAUGGAAUUUAAAGAUGGAUUGGGAUGAAAAACUGCCGACUGAAUUACAUAAACAGUGGUUAGAGUUCCGGAACAAUUUGACAAAAGUAAAUUGUCUGCAGAUAUCUCGUCAUAUUUUCAAGGGCGAAGUUCCUGCCAACAUUCAAUUACACAUCUUUACAGAUGCAUCAGAAAAGGCAUAUGGCGCUGCGGCGUAUUUGCGAUCAACACUUCAGAAUGGUCAAAUCAUUGUACGACUAUUGUGCGCCAAAUCUCGGGUUGCACCUUUGAAAAGGUUGACAUUACCUCGUCUCGAACUUUGUGCAGCUGUGGUUGGCGCAGAACUAGCAACAAGAAUAAAGAACGACCUACAAAUAAGAAAUUACCAGACGUUCUUUUGGUGUGAUUCACAAAUAGUGAUAUCAUGGAUCAACUCUCCAUCAUCAAAGUUUCACACUUUCGUUGCAAACAGAGUAAGCAACAUUCAUCAAUUAACAGUCACAAGUCAGUGGCGCCACGUCAGUUCGGAACACAAUCCAGCUGACAUUUUAUCAAGAGGCCUUGCAUCCCAUAAACUACAGUCAUCAAGUAUGUGGUUUUAUGGACCUAUGUUCCUGCAUGGUCGGGAAGAACUGUGGCCUUCAAAACUAUCAUCAGCGUUAAAAUCCGAAACCCUCAUUGAUCCUGAACGGAAGAAGGAAACUCCAGUAUCUACAUUGUCUGUUGUUGAAGGCACAGCAAAUCCUGGAGAGUUCAUAUACUCAAUACGACACAACAACUCAUUUGGAAGACUUCAAUGGAUAUUAUCUUCAUUGGCAUCACUGGCACCUUUUAUUGAUAAUACGGGUAUCAUAAGAGUUGGUGGACGUUUGGAUGCAGCCUCAUUAUCGUAUGACGUCAAACAUCCUAUGUUGUUGCCUUAUAACGACCCCAUUGUCAAAUUAAUAAUGGAACAAGUCCAUAAGAAAUACAUGCACUGUGGUCCGCAGUCUCUCCUAGCUAACAUGCGUCAACGAUACUGGCCAAUUAAGGGCAAAUUGAUGGCAAGGUCAGUAGUACAACAUUGUGUACGUUGUACUAAAGUAAGACGAUUUUAUGAACAACUGAUGGGUAAUUUGCCAGCGACAAGAGUAUAA